AUGAGCGUGGACGGCAACCCCUUGCGGCGCUCGAGCUGGAAGGCCGAGGCCAUACGGCGGGGCGACCUUAAGAUCUCUGGACCCAUACCGAUCACCGAGGACGUGCCGCUGAGCGACGAGGAGGUGAAGGACUUCGAGAAGCAUGGAACGCUGUCUCCAAAGCUGCCGCAGGAUAUCCCCGUGGCCCACCCUACCCAGCAUUUCCCGGGACCACCUCUGGCCCCUCCACCGGCUGCCCCCGUUCUCCAGGGGGAACUCUACCCACAGACACCCAUCGCGCCAGAAGACGAGUCAGAAAAACAAGAAAAAUUUCGUAGCUCGCCGCCUCAGCAGUUGUCCGUCCCUAUGCAGACCACGCCUGAGCGACACCGGAGAAGCGCCACCGAGCCAAUGCCAAUCAGCCCAAUUCCACCCACGCCGGAAACGCCUACACGAGCGGCAACCAGGAAGAAGCGCAAGAGCGGUCUCCGAAAUGUAUUUCGAAAAAUGUUUGGGCGCAAGAGUAGGGAGGAAUUGGACGAGGACGAGGGCCAGCUACCGCAGCGAUCGCAAACCCAGCGGCAGUCUCAACGCGCUAGUCCCACGCCCAUGAAUCCUUUAGGCCAGCACUUGCCGUUUCCAAUGAAUGUAAACGCACCCCAAGAAGUCAGCCCACCGCAUGACUACCUCAGGUUCGAAAUGCCCACGCCAAACCUAAGUCGCCGAAGAGCAACUCUGCCCAACGUCCACGGGAUCUCGGAAACCCAGAGCUUGAAUGGACCAGAGAAACGACUCGACACGUGGGAAGAAAGGCUAUCUGGGGAGUACAUUCCCUCGCCUGAGAUUGGCGUUGCUCUUUCCAGCCCGCCUGGAGAGCGGCAAUCCACCCAAAGCGUCCAAGAGAAGCGUAGAUCGCGAAGUGCAGGCAACUUGCGCGAGAUGACAAAGGGCAGGCCGUCUGUGGAGCGGCGGCGAAGCGCUGAAAUACGGUACUGGAGGAGCAGCUACGCUUCCGGAAGCGUGUACAGCACGAACACUCCGCGACCGCGCACGGCCCAGACCGUAGAGACUGUUCGGAGCAUCGAAGCGCAGGGAGAGCUCCCGGAGUUAAGUGAGAUGGUUACGAAAGCGGUUUCCGUGCAUGCUCCUACUGUAGUUACACAGCACGACCACGACCACGACACCUCGCAGGUCCCACUUCCCGUCGAAGCCUUCAAUUUCGGCAACUUCCGCAGCGACUUCUCCGACGACGAUGACUCGGAACAACCUGCGGAAGGACCCGCAGCUCCGAGCGCACACCCGGAGCGCCGCCUCUCGAUCGAAGACCGCGUGAAGCAUCUCGAAGAGAACAUGCGCUCGCUCGACGCCUCCGUCCGUCGCAUGUCUGGCCGCAGCAACCGACAAACCAUAAUCCUCGACAACGCACCCAAAGGCCGGCGCUCGCGCAACAGAAGUUCGUCUGCCUCAAGCCAGCGCCAGGGCUCGCACCACUCCAGCAAGGGCAGUCACAACACACUGCACCUCCGACAGUACGAAGACGAGAAGCCCGCGCCAGGCUCGCCGGCCCAUCCUCCGCUCUCCGCAGUCAACGAACUGCCCGUAUCGAACGCAGCUCAAGAAGGCGUGGCCGACAUACACGCACAGCUCGCCGCCCUCCAAUCCUCCCUCCAGCACGAGCGCUACGCGCGCAAAGCCCUUGAAGCGCAGGUUUCUACGCUCCAACGCGACCUCGCGGACCUGCACAACCUCGUGCACAAGUUCGUCAGCGCCGCAAGCCCCAGCUACCCCACGCCUAGCCCCGACGCGAUCAUCGCGAGCAACGAGGCGAGCACGCCGCGAGCGAGCGAGCUGAGAGGGCGGGAGCGGGCGAUCAGUGAGAGUUCGACAGACGAUGGAGACGAUAUGGUAAGCCCGGACGAUUGGGCCACGCCAAAGGAGAGCACCCAUACUCUAUUAGUGGUGGACGAGGAGGGAUCAACACGGACGAACGCGCAUGAGCGAUGA
Molecule: messenger RNA, 1983 nt
Organism: Paraphaeosphaeria sporulosa
Lineage: Eukaryota; Fungi; Ascomycota; Dothideomycetes; Pleosporales; Didymosphaeriaceae
Exons: 3
Coding region: 1-1983 (660 amino acids)
Source: RefSeq, a predicted model, not a curated record